Pelobates fuscus (common spadefoot toad) is the source of this 4360-nucleotide messenger RNA. It is a transcript of the gene ANKRD35, whose product is annotated as ankyrin repeat domain 35. Lineage: Eukaryota; Metazoa; Chordata; Amphibia; Anura; Pelobatidae. The coding region runs from base 347 to 3715 and encodes 1122 amino acids. The transcript has 14 exons. The record is from RefSeq and is a predicted model, not a curated record. Gene Ontology annotation, molecular function: protein binding.
CUGAAAAGGUUACCCUAGCCAGCUGUGACAAGCACACUCCCAAGGAGCUUGCUGCUGAAGCGUGGCAUGCAAGGUGUUAAACACUCUCUUGUUACAACACACACACAGACAUGUGAGAUCCAGUGGGAGUGCUUUCUCCCAGCUCCACACUCAGGCUGUUUCCCGGAGAGGCUGUCAUUGACUCUCUGCUGUGCUUGCUGCGGUGUCACAUCAGCCAUGGCAAGCUGGUCACAGCCAGGAUAUCCCGUCCCCAGGAUUUAAAGAUGAGCGCCUAGCCGGCCGUCACAGGAAACUUUCCCCUUUGAGCUCGGAUGAGAAAAGCGAAAGACCGAAGCCGGCAAGAAACAUGAAGAAGAUCUUCUCCUGCUCCACGUCACAAGUCCCUGUGGGUAUUUAUAAUGCCACCUCCGCCGCUGUGGACAAAUGGAACCGACAUGACCAGAAGCUCUUUGAAGCGGUGGAGAAAGGAGAUGCUAAGAGAGUUUCAUCUGUUCUUGCCAAGAAGCCCAUCCGACCCACCAAGGCAAGCCCAAAAGGACAAUCUGCGUUCCACCUUGCCGCAUCCAAGGGCCACACCGACUGCCUAAACGCAAUUGUAUCCCACAAAGUAGAAAUCAACGCCAAAACCGAUGAUGGAUACACCGCUUUGCAUUUGGCGGCCAGCAACUGCCAUCCAGAUUGUGUCAAGCUUCUACUCCAGCGCGGUGCCCAUGAGGACUCCAUAGAUUUCCACAGCCAGACACCUUUACACUGUGCAGCUGCCUCUGGAUGUGUCUCCAGCGUGGUACUCCUGUGUGAUUCAGAAGACACCGUCCUCGAUGCUGCAGAUGAUGAUGGUCGAACCCCACUGAUGGUAGCAGCGGAGCGUAAUCACCCCACAGUUUGCUCUCUCCUUCUAGACCGUGGCGCUCAGGCUAAUCUGACCGACCGAGAAAACAAAACCGCCUUGAUAUUGGCAUGUGAGAAAAGCAACAUCCAGGCGGCAGAGGCGCUAACAGCAAAGGGAGCGGAUCCACGGCCUAAAGAUAACCGGGGCUGCGAUGCGCUGGCUUAUGCCACCCAGUCCAGAGAUGAGUCUCUCAGGAAACGGGUCCAGACUGCACUGGAUAGAAGGAAAAGUGAACGGGCAUCGGGUGAGUGUAACACAAAUCAUCUUGUACGCAUCCACAUACAUUCACAGACUAUCAUCCGGGAGCAGGAGUUGACAAACAUGUGGAAGAAGCGAUUUGAGGAAGAGCAGAAGAGGGGCCUUUGGCUUCAAGGAGACUUGAUGGUAAAAACCCAGGAACUGGAAAGUGCUUCAGAAGAGAGCGGACAGGAGAAGAUCAAGAUGAGGAAGAUGGUGGAGGAGCUGAAUGGUCUUCUUGAUGGGCAAACAGAAAGGCAAGGUGCUACAGGACAAGAAUUUUACACGUCGGACUUAUGUGGUCUUCUUAAUCGGGUAGUAGAGCAAGCGAAAAAAAAUAACGAACAUCAGCAAACGGAAAGAAAGCUACAGGAGGAAAAAAUAAAAAUGCUCACACAGCAAACUGCGGACAUUAAAGAACUCCAAGUGAAACACCAAGAAGAAGUGAAACAACUUCAAGAAGCAGCGACUGCUGCAAGAGAAAAUGAAGAUGGGGCACGUCAAAGAGUAGUGGAGUUGGAAGGUCAUCUGGAGAACAUGAGGGAGGUGCUGUCUCAAUUCGAGAAGAGGAAGAGGAUACAGAGUACUGUGGUGGAGGAUCUGCAGGAACAUAUCUCAGAGGUUAUUAAAGAAAAGGAGGAGCUGGAGAUGUUACUGAAAAACCUUCAGGAACAGGAAGAUACUAUGAAUGACCACAAGAAAGAGAGACCUCAUAAUGACCACAUCUUGGAGAAAACCAACAUCACUGUGUUGAAGGAAUUUCUACAGAAAUUGAGAACAGACUAUAGCAAUUUACAGAAUAAAACCUCAAGUUUGCAAGUUGGAAGUGAGAAUUUAAAGAGUUGCUCAGGUUUUGUGCCUGGGGACGUUUUAGAAAAAAAUGCAGGGAAUUUUAACAAGACUAUUACGGACAUGGAGAAAUAUCUUACUAGUAUCGAUAAAAGUCAGGUUAAUAUGGCUGUAAGUUUAUCAGAGAGACCUGAUUCAGGACUGGGUCUACCUGAAACUGUGGGUGAGCACAAGGAAAGACAUAAAAAUAUAAAUGGAGGACUUUAUCAUCAAUUAAUACAAAAGGUGGACUUAAACUUGCCUUAUUCCCAAAGUGGAUUUACACAUUCUUCUGGAGGCCAGGCAAACAAAACUGAAUGUAAAGCACUAGGAACUUCUCAUACUUUGAAUAUCGCAGCUACACCGGAAAUUAAGCACCCAAGCACCGACUACAAGGACAACAUUGAUUCAUUAAAAAAUAACAUUCAGGAGCUACAGGUUGAGUUGUCAGGUCUCAAAGUGUCGCAUGACCAAGUCAUCACGCAGAUGAACCUUAACAGUCAGGAGAAGCAGAACUUAGAAGAAGGUAUUCUUGCCCUGCAGGAACGUCUCCAGGGAGAGUAUGCUUCGAGGCAAGAAAUGGAUGCUCAAUGCAAUGACUACAAGCAACAAAUUCUUCUCUUGACAGAUGAACUGGUGGCAGAACGACGAAAGCUCCAUCAGCUGAAUUUAAGACUUGCAGCCCAGGAGAAUGAAAUGCUUACAUUGAGAGACAGUUUCCCUCCUGAAAUACUGAAAGAGGAACACAUGAAUCGAGGGGAGAUGUUCAAAUCGGACAUUUUGGAGGAGCUGUACUGGAACGUAGGCACUCUAGUAAUGAAAUAUAGUGAGGUCUUGAAGCAGAAGGAAGCAUUACAAAAAGACAAUCAACAGCUCAUAGAAAGUCAGACUCAGAUUAUACCAAUAACCGAGCACAACAAUAUACUUAAUGAAGUAACAAACAAAUUGGACACACAGGUCAAAGAAACAGAAAUGCUGAAGCAGAAACUCUUCCAAGCCAUGGGGAAUAUUGUAGAGCUAAGGGAUCAACUUGAGAAUCAAGCCGCAAACUCCAUAACCAUAGAAGAACAUGGAAAGGAGGUGGCAAGUAUGGAAAAAAUAGUGGCAUCUAUAAGGGAAGAGAAUCAAGCGUGUAAACUUGAGCUAGAAAAGAAAAAUGAGGAAAAGUUGCUGCUGAAAGAGCAACUUGAGCAGAAAGUAGAGGAGUUACAGACAAUAAAAUCUAGAGAAGCAGAGAGCUUAAAGGACUAUGAACAACUCAAGAGCAGGCUUGAGGUCCAGCUCCAAAGUUCCAGGGAGGAAAUCCAGAUCUUAAAAGAUAAAAUUACAGAGGCCUCCAGAGAAGCUUUGAGCUCCAAGGGCCUUUUGUCCUCUGAGAGGGAUAGGUCCAUGAAGCUUGAAGAGAGCACGAAAGAUCUGGAGAGAGAAGCGGCAGAGCUAAAAAUAAAGACACACAACUGUGAAGAAGAAAAUCGGUGUCUGGAGAGAACAUGCGACGAUCUGAACAGAGAAUUGCAGGAGAAAAACAAGAAGAUGGAGGAAUCGUUGAAGGAACUGGAUUCACUGGCAAAGGAAGUCAGUGAGCUGCACGGGAAAUAUGACAAUCUGAAUGCCGAACUCGAGGAGACAAACAAACGACACCAGGAGAUUGUUUCUAUUUACAGAACUCACCUGCUCAACGCUGCUCAGGGCUUAAUGGAUGAAGAUGUCCAUCUUACAUUGCAUUGGAUACUGAAGAUGCAAAGUGAUGUUGUUUACUAAAUUGAGUUGGUGGCCAAGGAUAUAAAAUGGGACAUGUGCCUAAAACUGAAAGCUGUAUUAAUGGGAGAUAUGCCCAGUACUAAACAAAUGCUGCAUUUGGUGCCAAUUUAAAUGUGUGGAAAAAAAAAGUCAUUAAAAAAAAAAAAGGAGAGAAACACGUUACCCUAUCCGAAUAAGCCCUAAAAUAGGACAGAAUCCCAUUACUUACACCUUUCAUGGCCAAUAGACUGAGAAACUACUGUCUCCAUUGCCAGUCAAACACAGGCAUUAUUUCGCUUAUUCGGUAAUAUUAUAUUUAUUAACUAAGUGGAAUGUUGAGUUAAAUCAAACUGAAUUUGUCUAAACAUGAAGUUUAAAGUGCAUUGUUGCAGGUGCUGUCAAAAUGCCAAAAAUGCGUUUUACAUUAACAGGGAGUGUGAAAUAUGUAACCGUAGCUGAAUAAUAAAAUAAGAAUUUUAAUGCAACUUCCAGAUCACUAGCUAAAAAUAGAAUUUCUAUUUUAUGUUAUUUUAGAACGCACCUGGAGACUAAACGUAGGCCUCAGUGAUGUCAUCAUUCUGUGACAAAAAGCAAUAUAAUUGUUAUGUCUUCACUGUGUCCCAGGGAAUGUGACAAUACCACGAGCGAUUUUAAUAGUUUUGUAUA